GUCAAACUGUUUUUGCUAAGCAUCUUUUGGCUUCUCUCUUUCUAGUAGAAGACAGACAUGGCGAUUGGAGUUAAGGCAUUGCAUUUGUCGGUUGUGCCUCACGUGCUCGCCAUUGCCGGCGCCGUCAUGGUUUUGGUUUGGAAUAUUCACUUCAGAGGUGGAUUAGCUUGGGAAUCCUCCAACAAAAAUCUCAUCUUCAAUAUCCAUCCUGUGUUGAUGUUGAUUGGCUUCAUUAUCAUAGGAGGUCAAGCCAUUAUGAGCUACAAGGCAUUGCCAUUGAAGAAGGAAGUUAAGAAACUAAUACAUCUUGUGCUACAUGCCAUUGCUCUAAUCCUGGGCAUUACUGGAAUAUAUACUGCAUUCAAGAAUCAUAAUGAGAGUGGGAUACCAAAUCUCUACAGCUUUCAUUCUUGGCUUGGGAUUGGAGUCAUUGUCCUUUAUGGCAUUCAGUGGAUAUAUGGCUUCCUCGUGUUCUUCUACCCUGGAGGAUCGACCGGAUUAAGAAGGGAAUCCCUUCCGUGGCACGUGCUGUUGGGGCUUCUUGUGUACAUCUUGGCUGUUGGCAAUGCCAGCUUGGGGUUCCUGGAGAAGCUUACAUUCCUGGAGAACUCGGGGCUGGACAAAUAUGGUGCUGAGGCCUUCCUUGUAAACUUCACAGCUAUUGUCACAAUUCUGUACGGGGCAUUCGUUGUGUUUACGGUUUUCUCCAUUGCUCCUCAAGAGGAUGACUACAGCUAUUCGUCUAUAUAGUUUGAUGUAUGAAUCUAUAUCUAUAUCCAUGUAUCGCUUAAUGGUGUAUAUCUGUGAUUAUCUGUAUUUCUAGACAAAGUUGUUGUGAUCAAUAAUAUUGGUAAUUUGUGGGACCUUAUAGCUGUAAUUGAGGA
Messenger RNA from Hibiscus syriacus, 884 nucleotides. Its product is annotated as transmembrane ascorbate ferrireductase 1-like. The coding region runs from base 58 to 750 and encodes 230 amino acids. Lineage: Eukaryota; Viridiplantae; Streptophyta; Magnoliopsida; Malvales; Malvaceae. Gene Ontology annotation, molecular function: oxidoreductase activity. The transcript has 4 exons. The record is from RefSeq and is a predicted model, not a curated record.